Molecule: messenger RNA, 453 nt
Organism: Quercus robur (English oak)
Lineage: Eukaryota; Viridiplantae; Streptophyta; Magnoliopsida; Fagales; Fagaceae
Exons: 1
Coding region: 1-453 (150 amino acids)
Source: RefSeq, a predicted model, not a curated record
AUGGUCACGCUGAGAAUUGGUGGGUACGAUGUCAAAAGGGUGAUGAUUGAUCAAGGUAGUGCUGUAGAUAUAAUGUACCCAGAUUUGUAUAAGGGGCUAGGUCUGAAGCUAGAGAGCUUAGCAGCCUACAGUUCCCCUCUGGUGAGUUUUGAGGGAAGGAUGGUCGCUCCAAAAGGACAGAUCAGACUACCCGUGCAAACCGGUAUGGAUGUGGUGGAGGUGGACUUCAUUGUUGUAGACUUUUUCUCUCCAUACACAGCUAUUAUGGGCAGACCUUGGCUUCAUACCCAAGGAGCAGUCUCAUCUACUCUACAUCAGAAAGUGAAGUACCCAUUUGGAGGCCAAGUAUUGGAGAUAGUAGGAAGCCAGGUUGCAGUUCGGCAGUGCCUGGUAGCGGUUAUACAACAUCGGCCAGAGGCAGAGACCUCGGCUACCGCCAAUAAUGGAUUAUAG